Molecule: messenger RNA, 1010 nt
Organism: Hyphopichia burtonii NRRL Y-1933
Lineage: Eukaryota; Fungi; Ascomycota; Pichiomycetes; Serinales; Debaryomycetaceae
Exons: 1
Coding region: 25-942 (305 amino acids)
Source: RefSeq, a predicted model, not a curated record
AGUUGAGCCCAUUCUCUAUCCAAAAUGAAUUCAAUGAGGGACUUCUCCAUCUUCUUGUCUACCAGAGAUGAAGAUAUCAAUCAAUGCUCCGUCUUUGAAGGCGCCAGCACGGUCAAUUUGGUUUUCCUGUUGCUUAUAACCUUGGGGAUCUUCAUAAGUUAUUUGCCUCAAUAUCACCGUAUUUACUCCAAAAAAACUUCUGAGGGUCUAUCGGUAAAUUUCUUGCUUUUGGGAUCAUGUUCAUCUAUCUUUACUUUAACAAAUAUCAUCUUAGUUAGUGGUAGAGCUAGGGACUGUUGCCGUACUAGGGCAAUUAAUACGUUUAAUUGUAUUAACUCUCAAUUGAAUUUACUACAAAUUGGAGUUCAAUGUACUUGUGCCAUUUUCAUUCUUAUAUUUGUUUUAGUAUUAACCAAGAAUUCGAUUAAACAAGACAAAACAGAGUAUGCUGAAAUCAUCAAAGUCGGACACUUUGUUUUAAUCCACGGGUUGGCUUCAGUAAUCCAAAUUAUCAUUGCUCUUUCAACAAAUCAUAAAGUUUUAAUAUCCAUUGCAAACGUAAACGGGUUGCUUUCAACUUUAUUAACCGUUAUCAAAUAUGUUCCACAAAUAUUCACAACUUAUAAAUUGAAACACCCUGGAACACUCUCCAUAGGAAUGAUGUGUAUUCAGACACCCGGUGGAUUUAUUUUCACAGCUACCUUGUUCUUCACCAAAGGUUCACAUUGGAGCUCCUGGAUCUCUUAUCUCUUUGCUGCAUUGUUACAAGGAACGUUAUUGUCCUUAUGUAUAUAUUACGAGUAUUUCAGAAACGAAGGUAUUAAUGCAAGCUUGAAUGAACAACGUGAAAUCGGGAGAAUUGUGGAUGAAAACAUUGAAACUGAAAGAUCCAAUGAUCUUGAACGUGAUGCAUCUCGUGAAAAUACUCCAUUAUUAACUUAAAUAAAAGAUUUUAUACUUAUUUAUAAGCUGUAGUUUAAAAUUAGUCACUAUCGUCGAAAAAAGUUGCA